CACUGCUAUCAUUCACUUGCACUUCAAGUCCAAAGGAGAAACGACCAUCGAGCACACCACGCUUCCUCCCUCUCCCCAUGCUUGCUCCUCCCACUAUAAAUUGUCGCAGGUACAAACCCUUGUAAACCAAGCCAAGGCGCGCGCACACGCACGCAUGUACCCGAGCUUUAGCUGCCCCUAGCUUGCGCCAUUAGAGUGGCUCGAUCGGCCGUGUAGGUCGAAAUGGGGCGAGGGAGAAGGAGAGGCAUGAGAGCAGUGCCGUUGUUCUUGGUCCUGCUGGUGUUGGUGUUCAUGGCCGUGGCGAGGGUGGCCGCGGCGGAGGGAAGCGACGUUGCAGAAGGUGUCGACGUUGGCGGAGGGGAAGGCGAAGACAAGGCUUUUGAGAAGAGGUUCUUGAAGCUGUGGACGGACGGAGGCGGCGGGGACGGGGAAGAUCACCUCAGAUGUUACGGUGAUGACGAAGAUGAUUAUGGUGAUAUCUAUGACGACGAAAAAGUCAAAGAGAUGACGGAGGAGGAGGAGGAGGGCGAAGAUGGCAUCAUGUUGGGUGCGACGAGAUGCCCGAAUCCGAACAAGAAAAAGAAGAAGAAGAAGAGGAACGUCGUGAAGGUCGACAGCUUCGGCGCCGUGGGGGACGGCUGCGCCGACGACACAGAGGCAUUCGCAAAGGCGUGGGAGAAGGCGUGCUCGCUGAAGGACGCGGUGCUGGUGGUGACCGCCGGCCGGCGCUACAAGGUGGGGCCGAGCAGGUUCAUGGGCCCGUGCAAGGAGAGGCUGGUGGUGCUGAUCCACGGCACCAUCGUGGCGCCGGAGGAGCCGUCGGAGUGGAACCCCAAGAGCCCGCGGCUGUGGCUCCUCUUCGGCGGGCUCGUCGGCGCGCGCAUCCAAGGCGGGGGCGUCAUCGACGGCUCCGGCUCCAAAUGGUGGGCCAACUCCUGCAAGGUGGACCGGUCGAAGCCGUGCAAGGGCGCGCCGACGGCGGUGACCAUCGACUCGUGCCGGGGUGUGCGGGUGCGCGGCCUGACCAUCCAGAACGCGCAACAGAUGCACCUGACGGUGUCGCGGUCGCGCGGGGUGCGUCUGGACGGGAUGGCCAUCCAGGCGCCGGGGGACAGCCCCAACACCGACGGCAUCCACGUGGCCGAGUCCACCGCGGUGACCAUCACGGGCGCCCGCAUCGGCACCGGCGACGACUGCGUGUCCAUCUCCAACGCCAGCUUCGCCGUGAAGAUGAAGGGCAUCGUGUGCGACCCGGGCCACGGCAUCAGCAUCGGCAGCCUGGGGCAGGGCGGCUCCUUCGCCGCUGUGGAGGGGGUGACCCUCGACGACGCCCGCAUCGCCCGCGCCCAGAACGGCGUCCGGAUCAAGACGUGGCAGGGCGGCGCCGGCUACGUGCGCAACGUCCGCUUCUCCAACGUGCUGGUGGAGGCCGUCGACCACCCCAUCAUCAUCGACCAGUUCUACUGCGACUCCAGGACGCCGUGCGCAAACCAGACCACCAACGUGGCCGUCAGCAACGUCAUGUACCGGAACAUCUCCGGCACCUCCACGCGGGACGAGGCCAUCAAGUUCGCCUGCAGCGACGCCGUGCCCUGCAGCGACAUCGUGCUCAGCAACGUCAACCUGCUCGGGGACGACGGCGCCGAGGUGCAGGCCGUGUGCAACUGCGCCAUGGGGCUGGGCUACGACCCCGUCCGCCCCGCCGUCGACUGCCUCAGGAACAACGCGUGCGGCAGCGGCGGCGGAGGGCUGAAGCUAGGCGCGGAGGAGCCGUCGACGACGGUCGCGCCGCUGCACACCGAGCUGUGAAAAAUCAUGGGAUUGACACGUAGGGAUUGUGUUAACCUACGUGUCGGAUAUGCCCUUAAAUUUUCACCAAGCUGUUACGUGCUGCAAUUAAUUAACUAGGUUUUUUGUUUGUGUCCAUCUAUCGUCAUGUGUAUCGAUAACUGGGUCCGUCUAUGUUACAUCUAGAUGUGAGAUAAUAUCUCACAUCUAAGUAUGAUGUCAACGGCACCUCCUCAUUGAUUAUCAGUGUGUCCGAUUUUGAUUUGUCAUAAAGCCUGAAACAGACGAAACGCUCACGUCCGCCUCGGUGGGCUGGCCCCUAGCGUGUACUAGCAGGAGGCUAGCUUUUUACGGUGAGCUUCAGCCAGCCGAAGAUUCCUUCU
This is a messenger RNA of Triticum dicoccoides, 2171 nucleotides long. Its product is annotated as probable polygalacturonase At1g80170. The record is from RefSeq and is a predicted model, not a curated record. Gene Ontology annotation, molecular function: polygalacturonase activity. NCBI's taxonomy places the organism in Eukaryota, Viridiplantae, Streptophyta, Magnoliopsida, Poales, Poaceae. Bases 223 to 1809 code for a protein of 528 amino acids. The transcript has 2 exons. Gene Ontology annotation, biological process: carbohydrate metabolic process.